CCCCUUCCGGCGCUCGGCGGCGAUGGCGAUGGCGGUGCCGGCAGAGGGGCGGGGAGGCCGACAGCGGGCCCUGGCCGCCGGUUCGCCCGUGGACUACAUGAGCAUCACCAGCUUCCCCCGGCUGCCCGAGGAGGAGGCGGGCGGCCCGGCCGAGGGAGGCCUCCGCUCCCGGAAGGAGGAGGACGCGUUCCUGGGCGAGCAGGACACGGACCCAGACUCCUUCCUGAAGUCUGCGCGUCUCCAGCGCCUGCCCUCCUCCUCGUCAGAGAUGGGCAGCCAGGACGUGUCCCCUCUCCAGGAGACCAGCAAGGACCCUUUCUCUGGGGACUGCAGCUUCCGUCAGGAUGGGCUGACUGUCAUCAUCACUGCCUGCCUCACCUUCGCCAUGGGCGUCACCGUGGCCCUGAUCAUGCAGAUCUAUUUUGGGGAUCCUCAGAUCUUCCAGCGCGGUGCCGUGGUGACGGACGCUGCCCGCUGCACGGCCCUGGGCACAGAGGUGCUCAACAAACAGGGCUCCUCUGUGGAUGCAGCCAUUGCCUCUGCCCUCUGUGCAGGAAUUGUCAACCCCCACACCUCAGGGAUUGGUGGGGGUGGGGUGAUGCUGGUCCACGACAUCCGCAAGAACAGGAGCUGGGUGAUCGACUUUCGUGAGGUGGCUCCCCUGGGCAUCCCACUGGAGGAGGACCUGCAGAAGGACACCAAGCCUGGAUUGCUCGUGGGGGUGCCAGGCAUGAUUCAAGGGAUGCACCAGGCACAUCAGCUACACGGGAGACUCCCAUGGUCCAAGCUAUUGGGCCUCGUGGCCAUGGUGGCCGAGGAGGGGUUUAAUGUCACACAGGAUUUGGCCAAAGCCAUACAUGAGCUGAAGGACCUGAACCACUCUGAAAAAUUUCGGGAUCUCUUCCUGCCAGCUGGGCAGCCCCUGCUCCCUGGCAUGUUCCUCAGGCGCCCGGACCUGGCCACCAUCCUGGAGCUGGUGGCAGCAGAAGGGACAUCAGCUUUCUACAGUGGGAACCUGACUCAGGAGAUGAUCUCUGAGGUCCACAGCUACGGAGGAGUCCUGGUGGAGGAAGAUUUCAGCAAUUACAGUGUCCUGGUGGAGAACCCCAUCCACACAAUCUAUCGAGGUCAUCUUGUUUUCAGUCCCCCACCUCCACACGUAGGUCCUGCUCUGAUCACAGCACUGAACAUUCUUGAGGGCUUUAACAUCACAAGUCAAGGAUCCAGGGGAAAUAUUUUGCACUGGAUGGCAGAGACAUUAAAAAUAGCCCUGAGUCUAGCUAGCAACCUGGGAGACCCAUCUGAUGAUGUGUCCAUCACUCAUGCUGCAGAAGACAUGGUGAGCAAAUCAGAGGCUGAUGCCCUGCGCCAGCUGAUCAAUGACUCUCAGCCCUUCUCCUCUGACCUCCAUGUGCCUCACUUCUCCAUGGAGAGUGGACCCACAGCUAGCCAGGUCCUUGUCAUGGGACCUGAUGACUUCAUUGUUGCUGUUGUAAGCUCUUUGAAUCGUCCCUUUGGCAGUGGAAUAAUAACACCCUCUGGAGUCCUCCUGAACAGCCAGAUGUUGGACUUCUCCUGGCAAAACAGAACAAUGAACAGCUCCAUUCCCAGACCGCAAAACCUCAUCCGGCCUCGCAGGCGGCCGCUCUCCUUCCUGCUGCCCACCAUCGUGAGACCCUCCGAGGGGAUGUGUGGCACCUACCUGUGUCUGGGAGCAAACAGUGGGGACAAAGCCUUGAGCAGCAUCGUGCAGGUUUUGGUAAAUGUUUUAACACUGAACAAGAAUCUGAGUGAAAGUUUGUCACUUGGUCGACUUCACCCCCAGCUUCAGUCCAACACUUUGCAGGUUGACAGUGAGUUUCCUGAAGAAGAUAUCGAAUUUCUUGUAGCCAGGGGCUAUCAAGUGGAUAAAAUCAAAGUGGUCUCCUUAGUGCAUGGAGCCAGGAGAACCAACAGCUUCAUCAUUGGCCUGAAGGACCCCAGGAGUGUGGAUGCUGCUGGAGCCACAAUCUUGUAGCCCCUCCCAGACAUCGUGUUGGCCGAACAAGACUUUAGAGAAGUCAACCCCAGUGAUGUGCAUGUUCUGAAUGUCCCUCCUCCAGCCCCAGACUGGGUUCCCCCACAUACACACUGCUGAGCAGAAUGCCUGGACCACCCCAGAGGGGUUAGCAGCACCAACACACAGCUCUCUAAUUUAUAUUUUAUUUUAAAAUUAUUUGAAUCGCAAGCACCCCAGUCCUCAUUAAAGCCUACAAGGAGCACACUUUUCUUUUGACAGAGUCUUGCUGAUAAUUUCAGUCUUUUCAAAAAGCCCAAUUUUAGCCAGCAUCUUGAUUUUAGUAAGCAGGAACAUGAGCAAGUGAAAAAAAACCCAAAACAAGUAGGGAUGGUACUGUCACCUUCAUCUCCAUGGCUUUCCCAAGUUCAUUCUUUGCCUCUUGUAUAAGCCAGUAAUUAAUGCAGCCUAAUGCAUUAGUUUGUGGGUGCAUGUAGCUGGGAUAUCAGGGAGUCCUUUCACACCCUGGAGGGGCCAGCUGGUUUUUACCAAUGUGCAGUCUCCUGUUUUGGUUUCUUUUCUCCCAUUGCUGCACACCUUGAACUUUGGGGGCAAAUCUUUCGAAUCAGCUGGCUGUGGUCUGGUUUUGUAACCAGAACCAUGGUUUUCAACUUCUAAGAACUCAUAGACCCACCCAAUGGUUUUCUCACAGAGGUUCAGCUUCCUCCAUGGUGAAUUUAAGCUUAGUGGGAAUGAUCUUAAUUUUCUCAGAUACUCUUUGGAGAUAUCUUACUGGUACUGCACUCACUUCUAAAAAGUGACCCACUUCAGACCAUGGACUGAAAACCACAGGGAGAUCAUUUAGUCAGGUUCAGGGUGCUCUUUACACUGCCUUAUCCCAGUCUGCUCUGAAAGCCUGAACCAUGGAAUCCCAGCAGAGAGGCUUGGGAUAUUCUGCUUACCUAAUUCACACUUGUGCUUCAGCUCCAUCUUUUGAUACUGGUGGAUCUACUGGAAAAGCUGUGAAAGAGAAGGUACAAAACCCCUCCCAGAACUACUGGAAUGAUUCUCUGUCCACACCAUGUAGUGCAAAUAUAAGAAUACUUCCACAAUUCUUGGCUGAAAUAGUGUGAAGAAAUAGCACAUCAGAAAGCUGCACCACUUCCUUCAAGCCACACUUGAGCAUUUCCUUCUGCUUUCACUCCCAACUCAGACACCUGGCACUUAAAUAUUCUGGAAAUUUAUCAUUUUCUGCUGUUUAAAAUGGGACAAUUUCCCUCAUGGUGCAAAUGCACCUCUGGCCACUGUAUUUAUAUAUCUCUGCUUAUGUUGAUCUUUCAUUUGAUGGUUACAAUGGUCACCCCCAGCCUUCCUCCCGAGGGACCCUGUGUCACCCUGAGCUCCUUCUGACUCCCACUGCUGUCUGACAUCUGCUAUGAAGCCCCUGGGAUGCUCAGGGCACCACAGCAGAAUAUUGUUCCUGCCACCUGCCAGGAGAGGGUCUCAGAGCAUCUCAGGGGAGGCCUUGCACACUGCACAAGGAGGGACAGAAAGGCUUUUGUGCUCCCAUGAAGUGCAGCCACGAGUGAGAAGAGCAGAGCAGGUACCAGGAGCAGACAGGAGCAUGGGCGGGAUUCUCUGUUACCCGUGGCCUCAGCUGAGAGACAGGAGAAGGACAGUGGUGUCUUUGGGAAGUUGUCUUCUGUGCCACCACACUGCCUGUAGGUAAAGAAGAGACUUUCUUCACCAGAGGGAUGUCAAAUCUAUUUAUUUAUUUUUCUGUUGUCAUCAUUAGAGUUGGUCAAUGCCCAAAGUUGGGAGUGUUAAUGAACUUCACGUGUUGUGGAGCAGACCUCUCUGGGUUUUGUGGGGAAGAGGGAGGCAGUUCUGUGCUUUGAAUCCCACUGCUGGAAAUGGGGGACUUUCUGAUAGGGUACAGCAGUGAUCUGUCACUUCGGCAUGGAGCCACUUCUGUUUCAAGAAAAGAGAAAAUAUAAAAUUGGAAGAUGGAAUUAGGUCCCUGGGUCAUGGCAAAGAGAAGGAAAGAUGUUGUGAAUUAUUUCCCAUUUUCUCUGUUUAAGAAUGGCAUCAGUUUAGAACAGAUGUAUUUGAUACAGAAACUUUUAAUCUGCUAAUUGGCCCAGUGUCUGAUACUUUGAGUCCUUCUGUUGUGAUGAGAUCUGAUUAAUUUAAUGUAAGGUGCCAAGAAACACCCAAUGUUUCCUUCUGUACAGGUGAGAUAGACAUUGUGGAAUAAAGGGUGAUGCUC
Messenger RNA from Calypte anna (Anna's hummingbird), 4265 nucleotides. It is a transcript of the gene GGT7, whose product is annotated as gamma-glutamyltransferase 7. The coding region runs from base 23 to 2017 and encodes 664 amino acids. The record is from RefSeq and is a predicted model, not a curated record. Gene Ontology annotation, biological process: glutathione catabolic process. Gene Ontology annotation, cellular component: plasma membrane. Lineage: Eukaryota; Metazoa; Chordata; Aves; Apodiformes; Trochilidae. The transcript has 15 exons. Gene Ontology annotation, molecular function: glutathione gamma-glutamate hydrolase.